AUGCCUGCCAAUGCCGCCAAGCUCCUGGACAAGAACCCGUUUUCGGCCGGUAACACGAACCCUCUGCUUCCUUCGCCUGCCAGUCUCCAACUGGCCCAGCUGCAAGCCCAGCUCACCCUCCACCGGCUGAAGCUGGCACAGACGGCUGUCACCACCAACACUGCGGCCGCCACGGUCCUGAACCAAGUCCUCUCUAAAGUGGCCAUGUCCCAGCCUCUCUUCAACCAGCUGAGGCAUCCGUCUGUCCUCAGUGCCCCCCACAGCCAUACUGGGGUGCCCCAACAUGCUCCGGCCAUACCCAGUGCCCGGUUUCCCUCAAAUGCCAUUGCUUUUUCACCUCCCGGCCAGACACGAGGCCCGGGACCAUCUGUGAGCCUUCCCAGCCAGCCCCCCAGUGCCAUGGUGAUGCACCCUUUCAGCGGGGUGAUGCCACAGACUGCUGCCCAGCCGGCAGUCAUCCUGGGCAUUGGGAAGACUGGGCCCACCCCGGCUACCACAGGAUUCUACGAGUAUGGCAAAGCCAAUGCCGGCCAGGCAUAUGGCACUGAGACGGACAGUCAGCCUGGCUUCUUGCCAGCCUCAGCCUCCACCUCGGGCACUGUGGCCUACGAAGGGCACUACAGCCAUGCAGGGCAGGAUGGCCAAGCUGCCUUUUCUAAAGACUUCUAUGGACCCAACUCCCAAGGGGCACACGUGGCCGGUGGAUUUCCAGCGGAGCAGGCCGGGGGCGUGAAGGGUGAGGUAGGAGCGCUGCUGCAGGGUGUGAACAGCCAGUGGGAGAGCCCUGCUGGGUUCUCUGGCCCAAGCAAGCCUGACAUUACAGCAGGGCCCAACCUGUGGCCGCCACCCCCCAGCCAGCCCUAUGAGCUGUACGACCCCGAGGAGCCCACCUCAGACAGGACCCCGCCUUCCUUUGGGGGUUGGCUUAAUAACAGCAAACAGGGUUUCAGUGGGGCCCGGCGGCGGGCCAAGGAGGAGCAGGGGAUGCUGUCCCUGCGGCCCCUGCAGGCCCACGAGCUGAACGACUUUCACGGCGUGGCCCCCCUCCACUUGCCGCACAUCUGUAGCAUCUGUGACAAGAAGGUGUUUGACUUGAAGGACUGGGAGCUGCACGUGAAAGGGAAGCUGCACGCGCAGAAAUGCCUGGUCUUCUCAGAGAAUGCUGGGGUGCGGUGUCUACUUGGUUCUGCCGAGGGGACUCUGCGUGCCUCUCCCAACAGCACGGCUGUGUAUAACCCUGCUGGAAACGAAGACUAUGCCUCAAAUCUUGGGACAUCAUAUGCGGCCAUUCCAGCAAGGACAUUUGCUCAGUCAACUGCUGCGUUUCCUGCAGCUUCCCCUGGGACGAACUUUGCGCAGCGGAAAGGUGCUGGUCGUGUGGUGCACAUCUGCAACCUCCCGGAAGGAAGCUGCACCGAGAAUGACGUCAUUAACCUGGGGCUGCCCUUUGGAAAAGUCACGAACUACAUCCUCAUGAAGUCGACUAACCAGGCCUUCUUAGAGAUGGCCUACACAGAAGCUGCCCAGGCCAUGGUCCAGUAUUAUCAAGAAAAAUCUGCUGUGAUCAAUGGUGAGAAGUUACUCAUUCGGAUGUCCAAGAGAUACAAGGAACUGCAGCUGAAGAAACCUGGGAAAGCUGUGGCUGCCAUCAUCCAGGACAUCCAUUCCCAGAGGGAGAGGGACUUGUUCCGGGAAGCAGACAGAUACGGCCCAGAGAGGCCACGGUCUCGCAGUCCAGUGAGCCGGUCCCUCUCUCCAAGGUCCCAUACGCCAAGCUUCACCUCCUGCAGCUCUUCCCACAGUCCCCCAGUCCCUUCCCGGGCUGACUGGGGCAACGGCCGGGACUCGUGGGAGCACUCUCCCUAUGCCAGGAGGGAAGAGGAGCGAGACCCAGGCCCCUGGAGGGAGAACGGAGAGGACAAGAGGGACAGGACUGACACGUGGGCGCAUGAUCGCAAGCACUACCCCCGGCAGCCAGACAAGGCCGACCUGGACGAGCGACUGGAAGGAGGGAGGGGCUACCGGGACAGGUACCCAAGGUCUGGGUCCCCCAACCUCAUCCACUCUGCGUCCAGCUACAAAAGCCGGGAAGACGGCUACUACCGGAAAGAGCCUAAAGCCAAGUCGGACAAGCAUCUAAAGCAGCAGCAGGAGACCCCUGGGAGAUCCAGGAGGAAAGAAGAGGCCAGGCUGCGGGAGAGCAGGCACCCCCACCCCGAUGACUCAGGCAAGGAAGACGGGCUGGGGCCCAAGGUCGCUAGGGCCCCUGAGGGCGCCAAGUCCAAGCAGAGUGAGAAAAAUAAAACCAAGAGACCUGAUAGAGACCAAGAAGGAGCUGAUGAUAGAAAAGAAAGCAAAAUGGCAGAGAAUGAGGCUGGAAAAGAGGAACAAGACAGCACAGAAGAAAGCCCCGCAUCUGUGGGCGGACAGGAGAAAGAAGCAGAGGCCUCUGACCCAGAAGACACAAGGACAAAGAAGGAGCAAGACUGGGAGAGUGGAAGUGAGACUGAGGGGGAGAGCUGGUAUCCCACGAACAUGGAGGAACUGGUCACAGUGGACGAGGUGGGGGAAGAAGAUUUUAUCAUGGAGCCAGACAUCCCAGAGCUGGAAGAAAACGUGCCCCAGGACCAGAAAGACAAAAUCUGCCCUGAAACCUGUCCCUGUGUGGCAGCCAGCACCUUGGACCUGGACUUGGCCCAGAGUGUCGCCGAGGAAGGAGUGAAGCCCCUGGGGAGCGGGGCUGCGGAAAUGAGCCUGAAGCCGCCCAGACAACUGCCUUCUGCUUCGACGAGCUGUCCCAGUGACAUGGACGUGGAAAUGCCUGGCCUAAAUCUGGAUGCUGAGCGGAAGCCAGCUGAAUGCGAGACCGGCCUCUCACUGCGGGACUCAGAUUGCUACGAGAAGGAGGCAAAGGGAACGGAGGGCUCAGAUGUUCAUCCGGCCCCUCCAGUCCAGCAAAUGUCGUCCCCCAAGCCAGCAGAGGAGAGGCCCCGGCAGCCUAGCCCAUUUCUCGAUGACUGCAAGGCCAGGGGGACCCCCGAAGAUGGGGCUUGUGGUGGAGGCAGCCCCCUGGAGGAGAAAGCCAGCCCCUCCACCGAGACCGACCUCCCAAGCCAGGCUUGCCAAGGAGUGUUGACCCAGGAAAACCCCAGGUACCUGGAAGUGAAAUCUCUGGACACGAGGGCCCCGGAAUACACCGAAGCGGAGCUGAAGCAGCCCCUUUCUUUACCGUCCUGGGAGCCAGAGGAUGUGUUCAGUGAGCUCAGCAUUCCUCUAGGGGUGGAGUUCGUGGUUCCCAGGACUGGGUUCUAUUGCAAACUGUGUGGGCUGUUCUAUGCCAGCGAGGAGAUGGCCAAGGUGACCCACUGCCGCAGUGCCGUCCACUACAGGAACUUGCAGAAGUACUUGUCCCAGCUGGCCGAGGAGGGCCUGAAGGAGCCCGAGGGGGCAGGCAGCCCCAGGCCUGAGGACAGCGGAAUCGUGCCGCACUUUGACAGGAAAAAGCCCUGAUGUUUCUGC
Molecule: messenger RNA, 3519 nt
Organism: Lepus europaeus (European hare)
Lineage: Eukaryota; Metazoa; Chordata; Mammalia; Lagomorpha; Leporidae
Gene: RBM20
Product: RNA binding motif protein 20
Exons: 14
Coding region: 1-3510 (1169 amino acids)
Biological process (GO): regulation of RNA splicing
Cellular component (GO): nucleus
Molecular function (GO): zinc ion binding; mRNA binding
Source: RefSeq, a predicted model, not a curated record